Molecule: messenger RNA, 4194 nt
Organism: Alternaria ventricosa
Lineage: Eukaryota; Fungi; Ascomycota; Dothideomycetes; Pleosporales; Pleosporaceae
Exons: 4
Coding region: 1-4194 (1397 amino acids)
Molecular function (GO): protein binding
Source: RefSeq, a predicted model, not a curated record
AUGCGGCUCCUUCGACGUAGUAGGGAUGGCAAACUCGAGUUCACCAAGGAUCUUCCCGAGGACGCACGUCCUAAAUAUGCCAUACUAUCGCAUACAUGGCUACGCGACGAUGAUCAAGAGCUCACUUUCAAAGAUGUUUUGUUAGGUGUUGCAGAAAAGAAGCCCGCUGGCUACGCCAAAAUCCGCUUCUGUGAGGAACAAGCCGCGCGCGACGGUCUUGAGCACUUUUGGGUGGACACAUGCUGCAUCAACAAACACAACGCCGUGGAGCUCCAGGAGGCUAUCAACUCGUUUUUCACAUGGUAUCGCAACGCUACCAAAUCAUACGCAUAUCUGACGGACGUACACACAUGUGCGGCUGGAGAGGACCACGGUCAAAGCAAGUCCUCAACCUUUGAGUUUGAGUUCCGCAAUAGCAACUGGUUUAAACGAGGAUGGACGCUCCAAGAACUCCUUGCCCCAAAAUCCGUAGAUUUCUUUUCCGCCGACGGCGAGAAACUGGGUGAUAGAGAUUCCCUUGAAGAUCUCAUUUUUGAGGCAACCGAUAUACCCCGUGAUGCCCUCCAAGGAGCGCCUCUAGAAAGCCUCAGUAUCGAAGAGCGACUAUCAUGGACGAAGAACCGUGUAACAAAACGCAAGGAAGACAGGGCAUAUUGCCUGUUCGGUAUAUUCAACGUGUUCAUGCCCACUAUUUACGGGGAAGGAGAUCACGCAAUGACUCGAUUACAACGUGAGAUCAACACGACUGACGAUGUCGAGAUGGAUCGUCUUCUGUCCACGCUACCGACCGUCUCCGAUGCAGCCUUCAAUUCACGCAAUACAGAGCAUGAAGCAACAUGUCUUCCGAACACGAGAGUGGAACUCAUCCGCGAAAUCGAGCAAUGGGCUCAGAGCCCUGAGGAGACUUGCGUUUUCUGGCUGAAAGGGCUAGCAGGCACCGGUAAAUCUACUGUCGCUCGCACGGUCGCGCGUGACUUUUCCGAUCGGGGAAAUUUGGGUGCAACCUUCUUCUUCUCCGAAGGAGGUGGAGAUCGCAGGAAUGCGGACAAGUUCAUGACAACGCUUGCAUGGCAACUUGCGAACAACAUACCUUCCGCAAAACGCUACGUUUGCGAAGCCAUUAAGGAACAGACCGAUAUCGUGAACGCCUCACUCCGCGAUCAAUGGGCUCACCUGGUACUUGGCCCGCUGUCAAAGCUCGACAUCGGCUCGUCUCCCUCUCCGAUAAUACUCAUAGUAGACGCGCUAGACGAAUGUGCAGAGGAACGAGAUAUACGGGUUAUCUUGAGAGUCUUAGCGACCGCCAGCAGCUUGACGAAGAUUCGACUACGAGUUCUUGUCACAAGCAGACCAGAGACUCCGAUCCACCUAGGCUUUGACCACAUCCCGGAUGCAGAGCAGCAGGUAUACGCCCUCCAUGAGAUACCAGAAGAUCUGGUUAACCGCGAUCUGAUGCUCUUCUUUGAGGAAAACUUCACGCACAUCCGUAAAGAACGUGGCUUGUCUUUUGACUGGCCUGCCAGGAAGACUAUCGAACGCCUGGUAGAGAUCUCGUAUGGGCUUUUCAUCUGGGCUUCUACAGCUUGUCGCUAUAUUCGCGCCGCCAGGAUUCUUACGCUAGUGAAGAAACGCAUAUCGAAGCUCAUACAUGGCGAUCGAGGCGGGCUAGGACCUGAGCAGCAACUGGACCAGAUAUACACCACUGUCCUCCGAGAUGCCGUCCCCGAGGACUGUGAUGACGACGAAAAACAGGAGUUCUGCGAGGAAUUGAGGGAAGUACUUGGAAGUGUGGUGCUGCUGUUCUUCCCACUCCCAAUGAACUCGCUAGCGGCCUUGCUAGAAGUACCUUUCUUGCAGGUCCAAGAGACGCUGCACGAUCUGCGUUCCAUUUUCUACAUUCCAAACGACAUAUCAUCUCCGAUUCGUCUACAUCAUCCUACGUUUCGCGACUUCCUUCUAGAUGAAAGUCGCUGCAGUGAUACCAAUUUCCUCGUCAACGAAAAAGAAACGCAUCAAGCUCUAGCUCACAGCUGCAUCAAUGUCAUGUCGAAGAUGCUUAAGAGAGAUAUAUGCAACCUAGAAUCACCAGGUACUCUUGUCAAAGACGUUGAUCCCGACCGGAUACGGGCUUGCAUACCCCCUGAACUCCAAUAUGCGUGUCUCUACUGGGUGCAACACUGCAAAGAGAGCGGCGCGCAUCUUACUGAUGACGACGUUUUUCACGAGUUCCUUCAAACCCACUUCCUUCAUUGGCUUGAAGUCAUCUGUCUACUCGGGAAAAGCCAUGAGAUGAGCGCAAUCAUCAGAUUGUACCAUUCGCUGCUCGUCGCUGCCCACAACAAGCGUCAGGGACCUUUUGUCAAGAGUGCAAGGCAGUUCUUCCUCGCCUACGAGUCAGUCAACGAACAAGCACCACUUCAGAUCUAUUGCGCUGCUCUUUUGUUCAUUCCCUCUACGAACGAACUUAAGAAGCAUUUUCGAACGCUAUUGCAUCCUUGCGUUCGAGAGUUCAGAAUUGCCGAAGCUGCAAUCCCCCCAGCCAAAGAUGAAUUCAACUACGUCAAUGACCUUGCGUUUACUCCUGACGGUAAACAAAUCGCGUCCGGAUCUAACGUAGCAAUGGCCAGACUUUGGAACGUUGCAACAGGAGCGACAAUAAGUACAUUUGAGGGUUCAUUCACAGACAAGAUCAGCUCUAUUGCUAUAUCUGCAGAUGGCAAACUUCUUGCAGGUGGCUCAGACGACUUCCGGGUAGUAGUGUGGAACCUCCAAACGAGAGAAGUUCGGUACGCGCUGGAGGAACAUACAGGCUGGAUCAACUCUGUGGUGUUCUCACCAGACGGGAAAGUGCUGGCAUCCGGAUCGAUGGACGCAAACCUGAUCCUAACGGACGCGGCUACAGGCAAAGAACUUAGGCGCAUCAACAACCAAGGCGCCAACAUCAAUUCGGCUACUUUCGCACCUAACGGUUCGCUCAUAGCCAUAGGCUCUGUAGACCGAAUGGUACGCUUGUGGGACAUCUCACGCAAGACGAGCGAUAUGCGCGCGGUGUUGGACGGACAUUCCGGCGCUGUCAACUCGGUCCGCUUCUCGCCCACUGCGCCCCGGCUCAUCUCGUCAUCAGACGACAUGACAGUCAAGCUGUGGGAUACAGUCAAAGAAGUGGAGAUCAAGACAUUUAGAGGACACACGCGAAGAGUAAUGGCCCUCAUGUACUCUCGAGACAGCCUUUUCUUUGUUUCUGGUUCUGAAGAUAAGACUGUGCGGGUUUGGGAUCCAAACAGCGGGGCAACCCUUCACACCAUAGACCAUGCAAGCGGAAUCAACGCUCUCACGUUCUCUCCCGACGGUCAGCUUCUCGCUGCCGGUACGUUUGACGAUGAAGUUCGGCUUUGGGAUACAAGAACUUGGACGCUACGUGAGAAAUUGGACGACUUCGAACAUGGCGUUCCCGAUGAGAUGGUGGACAGCGUGCAUAUAGACGAACUUAACGUAACCGAGGAAGAUUCCAAGGGGCACUCAAGCACAGUCAACUGCUUACUCUUCUCACCCGACGGCCGAACAAUGGCUUCAGGUUCUGAAGAUGCCACCAUCAGGAUUUGGCCCAACGGCGCCGAGGGCUCUCGGAAACUCAAAGGCCACUCCAAAGGAAUAGCCUGUCUUGCAUUUUCACCCAAUUCUCGGCUGCUUGCCUCUGCAUCCUCCGACCACACUGUAAUACUGUGGGAUGUCGACUUGCAGGAAGCUCUAUACACUUUCAACGGCGACGAAAGCGCCAUAUCGAACAUACGGUUCUCACCAGAUAGUCGACUACUAGCCUCGUGCUCCGCCAAUGGGCGAACUACAGUCUGGGACACAGCAAGAGGAACAAUAGUGGGCAUGCUCGAAGCUCACACACUGUCAUGCAACGACAUUGCCUUCUCACCGGAUAGCAAAAUUCUCGCGUCAUGCUCGACAGAUGGAACGGUGGCGCUAUGGAACGUCGUGAUAGCCUUUUCGUUCAACGGCGCACUCGUUGCGUCGUCCUCAGAAGACGCAACUAUCAGGCUCUGGAACAGAGACGGAUCAUCAAACGGCACGAUACCGGGCUGUACCCAUCAAGCCAAAUCGGUCGCAUUUGCGCCGGAUGAUCGAUGGCUUGUGUCUUGCUCGGCUGACGGAACCCUGUGGCUCUACAAGAUCACAGAAUUGUGA